CAGUGGUCAGUGAAAGCUGGGCAUAGCUAGAACCUCGACAGCCUAGGAAGAUAGGGUACAUUUGGAGCUACGGAAUCAUACCAAAAUGGUUCUACGGCACUUGACAAGGCUUUCGCCUUGCCUGCGAGUGUCCAAGUCGUUCGCCCCUAUCUCAAUGCGGUACUCCUCUAGUGUACCUUCAAAUACUCCCACAACUCCUUCACUGUUCACCCCUGAAGGUGAUCCGGCAAACGCAAAGCCAUUUUAUGUCACCACACCGAUCUUCUACGUUAAUGCAUCCCCACACGUAGGCCAUCUUCACUCUCUCCUUCUUACAGAUGUCCUUGCACGCUUUUCUCGCUUGAGACAUCCGCAACGCAAGGUUGUGUUUGCAACAGGAACAGACGAGCAUGGCCUGAAAAUCCAACAGGCCGCCAAGGCGAAUGGCGUGGGUGAACAAGAGUUUUGUGAUGAUGUUAGUCAAAGGUUCAGGAAACUUGCGAAAUUGGCCAACGCUUCAAAUACGGAUUUCAUAAGAACCACUGAACUGCGACAUGUCAAAGCUGUUGAGCAAUUUUGGAAUACACUCGUUGCAUCUGGAGAUAUAUACAAAGGGACUCAUUCCGGGUGGUAUUCCAUCUCCGAUGAAUCAUUCUAUGCCGUUUCCCAGGUUACCAAAAGUCCCGAAGACGGGAAGAUGAUUGCGAUAGAAACCGGUAACGAGGUGAUAUGGGAGGAAGAAACAAAUUGGAAAUUUAGGUUGGGAAGACAUAAAAAGGUUUUGGAAAAAUGGCUCAGCCAGCCAGAAUCCGUCCAUCCCAACACUGUCCGUCUCGAUCUCCUUCGCCAAUUAUCAUCUCUUGAAGAUCUCUCCGUCUCCCGCCCCUCAUCCCGCGUGAAAUGGGCUAUUCCCGUACCAGGAGAUCCCGAACAGUCAAUCUAUGUUUGGGUUGACGCGUUGAUAAAUUAUAUUACCGUGCUUGGGUAUCCGGAUUGGGAAGGUAAAGGGGAGAGUGUUGGGUGGCCGGCGGAUGUCCAUGUGGUUGGCAAGGAUAUCAUCAAAUUCCAUGCUCUGCAUUGGCCGUCCCUUCUACACUCCGCUUCUCUCCCUGCUCCCAAACGUAUAAUCGCCCAUGCGCAUUGGACCAUGUCCCACACCAAAAUGUCCAAAUCCCGCGGUAACGUCGUCGAUCCAAUCAGCGCUAUGACACAGUGGGGUGAAGACGGAGUGAGGUGGUAUCUGAUGAGGGUCGGGGGCGGGUUGGUCGAUGAUGCAGAUUAUAACCCUGCGGAAGUUGAGGUGCACUAUCGACUUCUGGCGGAUCAGGUGGGGAACUUGCUCUCCCGAAUUUCGGGCGCAAAGGUCCUUAAGAAGGCGGAGAGGGAGUUUGACUGGGGGAAUGAAAAAACUAGGGAUAGGGGUGAGGAUAGGGAUGAAGAAUUGGAUGGGAUGAUGGCGAGAAUGAGGGAGGAGUUCGAGGGGAAGAUGGAAGUGUUUGGAGUGAGUCAGGCUUGUGCGGGUGUGAUGGAUGUUGUCAUGGCUACCAAUAAACUAUUUACCUCUCUCGCUCCCUGGUCACCAUCUACACCUUCCUCCGUUCCAGCCUUGACAUACGCAUAUCAUGCUCUUCGGCUUUCAGCCAUUCUGUUACAACCUAUCAUACCCGCCAAAGCUGGAGAAGCGCUUGAUAGACUGGGAGUACCGGCAGAAGAAAGGAGCUGGGUGGAUGCAGAAUGGCCCCCGUCAGAGGAGAAGGUGUUGAGAACAGAAAAGAUGGUGGAGAGGUUAAAAGAGGCCAGUAAGAAGUGGAAGGGCAAGGGACACUUGUUCCCCCUUCCAGGAAAAGAUGCGUGAGAUAUUUUUGGGGCUUGUGCUCUUCACUAUGCAUUGUCGAUGCAACAGUGUCUCAUUUUGUGACAUGAUACAUGGGCAGUUUUUUUACACACUGAACAUAGCGCAUAGAUUAAAAAUCUACUCUCCGUAAGUAUACUCCACUUCAUCCACCGCACCACCCUCUCUUUCUUCAUGGUCCUUCGUAUCCAUCUUGAUCGGCAUCGGGCCCCUUGUGUCGAUUUCUUCAUCCUCAAAGACCUCAUCCGGACCUUCGAGGGACCCUAAAUUGAUUGUGGAGUUGACUGUCGGAACGACGGGACGAAGAGGCGAGCCGGUGGACGAUGAGGAAGAGCGGCGCCGUUCGGCCGGCGUGCGUGGAAGGAGAGCGAGGGUUGGUGAGAUGUGCUGUUUUAAGAAGGUCACCGUCACCGCUCCUUCUCCUCCCUUUACCCAUCCCAACCCGACUCUUUUCUCCUUCUGGCACCGAUUCUUCUAAACCUUCACCAUCUUCCGAUAUUCCCUCUUCGUCAUUAACUGCAUCCGCACCCUGUCCGCCUAGCCUGGCAGCACUACCCAACUCUCCGACACUGACUACACUUUCGGAAUCACUUAUUUCCUCUUCAUCCCCUCUUCUCAUGAUCUCGCUCAACCGGUUCCAAGCCCGGCUGUCAGUGUUUCCGGGCCCGGGAGUUUGGAUAUCCUCUCCAUCACUGACGCCGGAGGGAGAUUUGCUUGUGAAACUCAACCCAGCAAUUUCACUGCUUAACCCGAACUCAUCUAAAACCUCAUUACCACCCUCUACCCCAAAGACCUCGACCAGUACAUCCUCGUACUCAUGUAGCCAAAACUCAAUCAUCUCGUCAGGAUUGUAAGGCAAUGAUGCCGGGUUAUUGGAAGAGCUUUUACGGGGGGGGAAAACGUCGGAUUCGGAACUGGUGCCGCUAGUAGAGUCUGAGCGCGCCCGAUGUCCAAAUUGAGGGUGUUGGGUCUGGAGAACGGGAUCUUCGUACAAGGGGUUGAACGACGAGGUGCGGCGGUGGGAUACGUCAGGCGAAAGUGGGGCAGGGGGAAUGUAAUGCCGGAGGUUGUAGAACUGCACGAGAGUCCGAAGGGCAGUAUCUUGCGGCUGAUAAUACUACGUCAAAUCUUGUCAUAGGUGUGGUUUGUAAAGAUAAACGUACGACGGCAUCCUCUAGUUCGGUGUCUUGGUCCGUCCCCGCUAACCAAUCGUCUCGCAACUCGGGGCGGCAGUUGAGAUAGAUGGACGUAAUGACUUUCAUGUUCCCAGCGGCUGAGAUAGCGUGUGUCAGGAUCCAAAGUCGAAAGUAUUCAUUGUGGCCAAUCUCACCUUGACGCCAUUUACGCCCACACCAAGGCAUCUGGCUUUUGAUAAGCUUAAGUACUUGGAGUUGCAACAUCGGCUGGUUGACCUUCAGCAUCCGCUUUAAGAUUUGCUAUGAAUCAGUGCACGAGGACAGUCAGCACUCAAUCUCAACUUCUUGCCCAAAAAGAUCGAUCGACUCCAAACUCACCCAGCUUUUGUAUGAGCUCAUGACAUACGUCCGAUGGCUCCUAUGCUUUGUUACUUUCUGCAACACCUUCAAGAAAUUGAUGGUCGAGAAGAAGUUGCGCCAUGAAUAGUCGUUGGAUAAUUCUGCGUUUUCGGGCAAAGGUCCUGAAGGAUGCCGAGAGGGCCGAAGAUCCGCAGCAUCGUUCGGACGUUGACGACCACAUUCGAGAUAGCAGUAGUUGAAGAAGCUAAAUUGAACGUCAAGUAUGCGAUGUGAAUUUUGGAAAAUA
Cryptococcus deneoformans JEC21 is the source of this 3613-nucleotide messenger RNA. RefSeq names its product methionine-tRNA ligase, putative. Gene Ontology annotation, molecular function: ATP binding; methionine-tRNA ligase activity. Gene Ontology annotation, biological process: methionyl-tRNA aminoacylation. The record is from RefSeq and is a predicted model, not a curated record. Bases 86 to 1834 code for a protein of 582 amino acids. Lineage: Eukaryota; Fungi; Basidiomycota; Tremellomycetes; Tremellales; Cryptococcaceae. The transcript has 9 exons.